AUCUGUUAUGAGUGAGUGUCCCUGAGAACCACCAGUGUUGAGGGUGAGGGAGGCAGACUUUGUUUACUUGACGCGGCCUGUACAGCAUCAUGCCCAAAUACUAUUGCGACUACUGUGACACGUACCUGACACAUGACUCGCCAUCGGUGCGUAAGACUCACUGCCAGGGUCGAAAACACAAAGAGAAUGUCAAGAUAUAUUACCAGAAGUGGAUGGAGGAACAAGCUCAGUCACUGAUUGAUGCAACGACUGCUGCAUUCAAAGCUGGGAAGAUCCCCAAGGGAGCAGCCAUUCCACCACCCUCCAGUAUGCAGGGUGGUCCAGGGGGCCCACCAGGUGGGCCAGGAGGACCAGGUGGACCAGGGCCUCAGAAUAUGGGUGGCCCAGGGGGUCCUCCAAGAGGUCCAGGUAUGGGCAACAUGGGCCCUCCUGGCAUGGCUGGUGCAAAUAUGCCAGGCAGCAUGGGUAUGCCCCCGAUGGGUCCACGAGGGCCCAUGAUGGGACCACCAAUGAUGGGUGGCCCACCAGGUCCGGGGAUGCCACCAGGCAUGAUGCCAGGUAUGCGACCUCCAAUGGGUGGCCCCAUGGGACCAAUGAUGAUGGGGCCCGGUGGAAUGCGACCUCCGAUGAUGGCUGGACCUCCACAGAUAAGACCGUAAAUCAUAUUUUUGAUAGACUUAUUAGUGGAGGCUAAUGUGCACUACAGAAAACUUUGGCUACUUGGUGACCUUAAGACAGUUAUACAAUUUUGGAUUAUGCAGAUACAACAUUAACUUUAAACUUACUAUUGAAAUUUAUUCUGACUUAUGUUACAAUAUAUAUGAAAGAAAGAGUAAGUUGUGGUAAAUCACUUUUCACCCCAAAACAAUAGACCCAAUAUUAAUGAGCUCAAAAAAUAUUACACCAAAGAAAUUGCUUUGAAGAAUGUAGUAAUGCCUGACUAAUGCAGUUAUUGUAGUAGUGUACAGUAUGUUGGUAUUAUACCUGGACUCAUACCCAGUCCCAUCCAUAUUUUAGGUGUCAUGUGAUCCUUUUCAACCACCUCAGUCAAUGAACAUCUGUACAUCUUAAUGUUAAGAGAUUCCUCAUUGGAAUAAUUCCUCAUUUUAUUAAUUGGUCUCAUUACUGAAUGAGACUUUGUGCGCGGAUUGAAGGUUUUAUCAGCAUGUAUUAUAAAAGCGCAUUUAGAAGUAGGAAAAAGUAACAAAGGUGCAGUUAAGAAUUCUCAUUUCAGUGGUGUAUAGUUUAAUUGUGACAGUGAAGUAUAGAUGUGAAGCAGAGAAAAGUAUUGCUCAUGAUGUUUUCUCAGGCAAACUGUUUAGGAUUAUUAGAGAUAGAGGAAAAUUAGACAAACAGUUUUUAAUAUAUAGCAGUGAAACAUAUCACCUAUGCUUGAUUACAUUUUUAAACUAACUCUUGAUUGAGAAACAGUUUUUGUUGAUGGGACAACUUGUCCAUUAGUAAAACAUUGGUUCCUGGUCAAGGUUGAUAUAACAAUUUAUAACUUGCUGUAGGGGGUGUGUGUGUUGUUGUUGAACUGCUAUCAUGGACCACUUAUCCAUUUUUGCAGCUAUCUAUUUCAAAUUGAACAGCUAAAUUCCAGAUAUAUUAUGUGUCGUACCACUUGAUCGUUGAAGACCUGGGUCUUGGAUUAGUUGGGGUUUUGAGUAGAUUUUUAUAACUUAACAAGCUGUCUGACUCAUGUUUGGUAUACUCUAUCUGGUUUAUAUUGUACUUAAAAGAUGUACGAAGUGCUGUAGUCUUUCAUAUGUUGAUCCAAUGUUGCGAAAUAUGAAAUCUAGCUCGGUAUUAUUCACACAGCCUCUCUUUAUAAGGUCUGUUGAGCCUAUAAUGAAUUAUUACCAACAUUAAUGCACUAUGUCUGACUACUAAAUUAGCAUCUUCUUUCAUACCCAUAUUACAAGGCACCAUAAAAAAAAUGUCUUUUAUUAUUAGAAUUAGAGUAGCUUCCCACUGUGUGGGUUGGCUGCUGUAGAAUAUAUUUGUAUUAUCUUGGACAAGGAUUCAAGUUUAACACAGCAAAUCCUACAAGUACCAUUAUGAGCAUCUUGGUAGUACUGUACUGUAUGUAAAAUGGCCUUCUGUUUUCCAGAAGAUAACUUGUGUGUUUGAAGUAUAAAUGAAUGGUUGUAAGUUUGUUUAAAUUGGCUUCUGUAAGUAGGAGUCAAUGAAGUUUUUAAUUAUUUACAUACAGUUUGAGAAAAAAUUUGUGUUUUGUAAACCUUAUAUAUAAUGAAACUCGGCAUUAAGUGGCAAGGAGCCCCAGAGUAAGAGAAAAGUGAUAGAGAAUAACAACAUUUGCUGUGUUGUGGAAAAACUUUAAAAUGUAGAAGGAAAACUUCUCCGUGAACUAGUGACACUGCACCACUGUACUAUAUUCACCUUGGUAUGAGAGCACCAUUUGUCUAUCUUGUGAUUAACAGUGCAAGUUCACACUGGUUUCUUGCAUGUCUUAUGACAUUU
Homarus americanus (American lobster) is the source of this 2484-nucleotide messenger RNA. RefSeq names its product U1 small nuclear ribonucleoprotein C-like (gene snRNP-U1-C). The record is from RefSeq and is a predicted model, not a curated record. The transcript is spliced from 6 exons. Gene Ontology annotation, cellular component: nucleus; U1 snRNP. The coding region runs from base 90 to 659 and encodes 189 amino acids. Gene Ontology annotation, molecular function: zinc ion binding; pre-mRNA 5'-splice site binding. NCBI's taxonomy places the organism in Eukaryota, Metazoa, Arthropoda, Malacostraca, Decapoda, Nephropidae. Gene Ontology annotation, biological process: spliceosomal snRNP assembly; mRNA splicing, via spliceosome; mRNA 5'-splice site recognition.